AAUGGCAGGGCGAGUUGAACCGAUUUUAACCAAUAGCAAACGAGUGUUAGUGCGCACUCCGUUGGACGACGACGACCAUGGGUCGGAGUAGAGUCCUACUCGGUGUAACAAACUUUUAACGGUUGGAAAAGGACAAAACGGAGUGAGGUGGGAAGGCUGCUGCCCUGAGCAGGAAUGGGGGAGAUUGAGGGUUCAUAUCGGGUCUUGCAGACCCCUGGCACAAGGCUGGGAGCCCAGUUCAACGCAGGUAUCAGCACUUUGGAGCCCGGCCAGAGCCUUAGUGGCAACAUGGUCAAAAGCCAUGGGAGAGGACUACAAAUCCGUGUGCAGGGUCUGGAUGAGUCCCAGGAUUUCUUUGACAUAGAAUGCAAAGCUCUUGGACAGGCCCUCCUUUCUGAGGUUUUCCUGCGAGGCAACCUCAUAGAGAGUGAUUACUUUGGCCUGGAGUUUCAGAACAUGCAGAUGAACUGGGUUUGGCUGGAACCCACAAAACUGAUUGUGAAACAAGUCAGAAGACCAGCUAAUACGCUGUUUAGGCUGUCAGUGAAAUUCUUUCCUCCAGACCCUGGUCAACUGCAGGAGGAGUACACCAGGUACCUAUUCUCACUGCAGAUGAAACGAGACUUGAUGGAGGGGAGGCUGAUUUGCACGGAAAAUACAGGAGCCCUGCUGGCUUCUCAUAUUGUCCAGUCGGAGAUCGGAGAUUACGACGAUGUUGCGGACAGGGACUUCCUCAGGAUGAACAAACUGUUGCCUUACCAGGAGAAAGUGCAAGAAAGGAUCAUGGAGCUUCACCGCAGGCACUUGGGCCAGACACCAGCCGAAUCCGAUUUCCAAAUCCUGGAGAUUGUCCGUAAACUGGAGAUGUAUGGUGUCCGCUUCCAUCCGGCCGCUGACAGAGAAGGCACCAAAAUAAAUCUAGCUGUUUCUCACAUGGGCCUUCAAGUUUUUCAGGGCAACACAAAAAUAAAUACCUUCAACUGGUCCAAGAUUCGCAAACUGAGCUUCAAGAGGAAACGGUUCCUGAUAAAGCUCCACCCAGAGGUUCAUGGUCCCUAUCAGGAUACUCUUGAAUUUAUGAUGGGCAGUCGAGACCAGUGUAAAAUCUUUUGGAAGAUCUGUGUUGAAUACCACUCAUUUUUCCGCUUGUUUGAUCAACCCCAACCCAGAUCCAAAGCUAUCCUCUUCACUAGAGGCUCCUCCUUCAGAUAUAGUGGGAGGACCCAGAAACAACUUGUAGAGUAUGUUAAAGAAAAUGGAGCAAAGAGAACACCAUACCAGAGGAGGAACAGUAAAUUGGGGAUGUCACUUCGCUCCCUCAACUCAGAUGUGCCAAAACAGAGCUUGUCAUUCAGUGACAGCAUCAGGACCCCAGGCUCCCCUUCCUCUGCUUCUGUGUCCUUCUACCCAACGAACAUCUCCAACUUCCCCCAACGACCGGAGCUCCAGCAUCAAUCCCAGCCUUUUUCAUCUCUGAGUCAGUCUCCAGCACCUCCUCUGCAGACUCAGAACCUGAACCUGCAGCACCAACAGGAGCAGCAGCAGCUUCAGUCACCUGUGCAAGCCACCAGACCCCCUAGCCCACCGAAGGAAGAACCUGUCAAGGCUGCCUCCCCAUCUCACUUCACUUUUCAAGACUCCGUUGACAGCCCUCAGCUCUCACCCUUAAACUCCAAAGGCCCCCUCUGCAUGUCUCCCUCCUUCCAGAUGUCGACCCUCAGCCUGCCUCAGGCCCCAUCACCCCUGCAAAGCCCCAUCCUGAGUGAGAUGGGCAGCAAUGCCAGGCUGGAGGAGGAGGAGGAGGGCAGGAGGAAGCGAUAUCCCACUGAUAAGGCCUACUUCAUUGCCAAAGAGAUUUUGACCACAGAGCGAACAUACCUGAAAGACCUCGAGGUCAUCACUGUGUGGUUUCGCAGCGCUGUGAUCAAAGAAAACGCCAUGCCUGAGGGCCUGAUGAACCUCCUGUUCUCCAACAUAGACCCCAUCUACGAGUUCCACCGAGGCUUCCUGAAGGAGUUAGACCAGAGGCUGGCUCUCUGGGAGGGGCGCUCAAAUGCCCACGUCAAAGGAGACUACCAGAGGAUUGGAGAUGUGAUGCUGAGGAAUAUGUGUGCUCUUAAGGAAUUCACCAGCUACCUGCAGAAACACGAUGAGGUGUUAACAGAGCUGGAGAAAGCCACCAAGAGGCUAAAGAAGUUAGAAACGGUCUACAAAGAGUUUGAGCUGCAGAAAGUCUGCUACCUGCCUCUCAACACAUUCCUGCUCAAGCCCAUCCAGCGCCUCAUGCACUACAAGCUCAUCCUGGAGAGACUGUGCAAACAUUAUUCUCCCUCCCACCGGGAUCAUGAUGACUGCAAGGAGGCUCUGAAGGAAGUGGCUGAGAUUGCCACUCAGCUCCAGAGCAGUCUCAUCCGGCUGGAAAAUUUCCAGAAGCUGACAGAGCUGCAGAGAGACCUGAUCGGUAUUGAAAACCUCACAGCACCAGGCAGGGAGUUCAUAAGAGAGGGAUGUCUGUACAAGCUUACCAAGAAAGGACUGCAGCAAAGAAUGUUUUUCCUGUUCUCAGACAUGCUCCUCUACACAAGCAAAGGUGUCACAGCCACCAAUCAGUUCAAAGUGCAUGGCCAGCUGCCCCUUCAUGGCAUGAUCGUUGAGGAAAGUGAAAACGAGUGGUCGGUCCCCCACUGCUUCACCAUCUACUCAGCUCAGAGGACCAUUGUUGUGGCUGCCAGCUCCAAGGUGGAGAUGGGGAAAUGGAUUGAGGAUCUGAACCUGGCUAUUGAAAUGUCAAAGAAGUCCCAAGAGAAAUCUAGCAUCUUCCUCGACUCUGGACUUGGCGAUCACUCCAACAGAUCAUCUGAUGAGGUUUCUCUGGAGCAGGAGUCGGAGGAUGACAUGAACUCCUCCCGCACCUCUCUGGACAAGCAGACACACCACCGCGCCAACACCACCAUGCAUGUUUGCUGGCACCGCAACACCAGCGUGUCUAUGUCUGAUCACAGCCUGGCUGUGGAGAACCAGCUCUCAGGUUACCUCCUGAGAAAGUUCAAGAACAGUAACGGCUGGCAGAAACUCUGGGUGGUUUUCACCAACUUCUGCUUGUUCUUCUACAAAACCCAUCAGGACGACUUUCCACUGGCAAGCCUCCCCCUGCUUGGCUACACAGUCAGCACACCUGAGGAGUCAGACAGCAUCCACAAGGAGUAUGUCUUCAAGCUGCAGUUCAAGUCCCAUGUUUACUUUUUCCGAGCAGAAAGCGAGUACACCUUUGAAAGAUGGAUGGAAGUGAUAAAGAGUGCAGCCAGCACUACGGGCCGCAUGAGCCUGCUCAUCCCUAAAGGAGGACCCAUGGAGAUGAACGGAAACUGAAUCAAACAUCAUGCAAACUGGAGGCUGGGCCUCUAGGACAGCAAAGACAUUUCCAAUCUCAGUGUAAUUUUUAAGUAAUGAUUUGUACGAUGACUGACUGGAGAGUGAACCAUAAUGCCAGUUUAAGUGUUAACAUUGAUCAGUGUAAGAAUUUAAGUCUAACGGUCUAUGCUUUUUUGAUUAAUGCUGUAAAUGAUAACGUUUGUUCCUGUGAGCAGGAUAUCAUGAAAGGGAGACGUGUAUAUUUUGAGCUGAUUUUUGCAUGCAUAGCAACAUAGACUGAUGGGAAAUACUGUAAAAUGGGACCAACUCCAGCACAAAAUCCUUUUAGUCAGGCUUUUGAAGGACUUUUUUUAAUAAAGCAUGAUGACUGAAGCUUUGCUGGGAGCAGCACUGUGCUACUAAUGGGAUACAGGUGAUUUACAGCAUGUGGAAAAUGAAGGUACAGAUAGUUGAUACUGUUAAAGGGUCUGAGGUUUGUAUGAGAUGGAGACGAACAGAAGGAUCAUGGAAAGUUGAAACAUGUUUACGAGAACAUACUGAAGACGCAUGGCAAGUUUUUGAGCAAAUCAUGACAUGCAAGUGUUAAAAUGUCAACAAAAGGAUGUUUAAAUGGUUUGAAAGGGAGCUGCUUAAAUCUCCCUGUUAGUCAGGCAUUAUUAUGGCCAGUUUGGUGCUACAUUUCUCUUUUUAAUACCAGAUGUAACCAAAUGUAUCCUGUUUAUUUUUUGCUUAGGGAUGCCAGCUGGAGGACGUACUGUGUAGUGUUUACUUUGUGUAAAAGUUGCAGAUUUUCCUUCUAAAAACAAAGCAGAACAUAUUUUGAUGUUUUGGUUCUUGCUGUGUGUCAGAGUUUGAGACAAACGGGAGCUCACUUGUUUGAGACACCAGUGAAGCUUACUGCCAGUUAUUUAGUGUGGCGUGCAACCAUGGCAUUAUUUGGUAUAUUUUUGUACUAAGACUGGAAUCUUUACCCUGUGGGUGUGUGUGUUUAUGUGCAUGUGUGUGAAGCCCCUGGAGCUGUAACUUUAAGGUGAUGAUGGAGGUUGUGUGCUAUUCUGUGUGUAAGAGCCUGACUGUUGCACAAUUUAACCUACAGCGAGUUACUCCUAUUUAUUGUCCAGCAUGUCGCCGUGCCCUCAUGUAGUCCUCAUGUUAUUCCAUUGAAACGUUAACAAAUAAAAGUUCCCUUCGAUCACA
This is a messenger RNA of Cheilinus undulatus (humphead wrasse), 4569 nucleotides long. It is a transcript of the gene farp2, whose product is annotated as FERM, RhoGEF and pleckstrin domain protein 2. The record is from RefSeq and is a predicted model, not a curated record. Gene Ontology annotation, molecular function: cytoskeletal protein binding; guanyl-nucleotide exchange factor activity. Gene Ontology annotation, cellular component: cytoskeleton. Bases 175 to 3369 code for a protein of 1064 amino acids. NCBI's taxonomy places the organism in Eukaryota, Metazoa, Chordata, Actinopteri, Labriformes, Labridae. The transcript is spliced from 27 exons.